Eriocheir sinensis (Chinese mitten crab) is the source of this 4314-nucleotide messenger RNA. Its product is annotated as sodium/potassium-transporting ATPase subunit alpha-like. The transcript is spliced from 13 exons. Bases 184 to 3183 code for a protein of 999 amino acids. Gene Ontology annotation, molecular function: P-type sodium:potassium-exchanging transporter activity; ATP hydrolysis activity; ATP binding. Gene Ontology annotation, biological process: intracellular potassium ion homeostasis; potassium ion import across plasma membrane; intracellular sodium ion homeostasis. Gene Ontology annotation, cellular component: membrane. NCBI's taxonomy places the organism in Eukaryota, Metazoa, Arthropoda, Malacostraca, Decapoda, Varunidae. The record is from RefSeq and is a predicted model, not a curated record.
UUAUUAGAAUUCAUCUAUAUUAUUCUCUACUAUUUACUGUUCUAUUUAUUUAUCUUAAUCGAAUUCGCAACCAUCAACAAACGUCCGAGAGGUAAUAACGUAAACAGUUGACCGUCGGCUCGUGGAGGGGGCGGCGGCACGCGGCGAGUUUCCUUUAAAACACCCGGCCAGUAGUGGCCCGCCAUGGCGCGGCGGAAGGCUAAAAGAAACAUUGAGUCCCUGAAGAGGGAGCCGCACCGCGACGACCACCUCGUGCCCCUGGAGCAGCUGUGCGCCAGGCUGGGGGUGGACCCGGCGGUGGGCCUCUCGCAAGCUGAAGCAAACGCCAGGCUGGAAAGAGACGGUCCGAACAGACUGACUCCGGUCAAGCGCGCGCCCGGCUUGGUCAUCUUCCUCCAGCAGCUGGUCAAAGGGUUCUCCCUCAUGCUGUGGGCGGCCACCGCGCUCUGCCUCCUCGCGUACGGCAUCUCCAUCCUGCAGCAGGACAGGAGGAUGGAGUAUCUGUACCUGGGUGUGGUGUUGGCGGGGGUGGAGCUGGUCUCGGCUGCCUUCAGCUUCAUGCAGGAGCAGAAGAGUUCAAAGGUCAUGGAGUCCUUCAUGAAAAUGGUCCCGCUGCAAACCAUUGUGCGACGCGAUGGUGAGGAGUUCAUCAUUGACACGAAGAUGCUAUGUGUUGGGGAUGUGGUCAAGGUUCGGGCCGGCGAUCGCAUCCCGGCAGACAUCCGCGUCAUUGAGGUCAGCGGGUUUAAGGUGGACAACUCCCCACUGACAGGAGAGUCCGUUCCACAGGCCCUCACGCUGACCACCACUUCGGAGAGUCUUCUCGAGGCCACUAAUAUUGCUUUCUACUCCACAAAUGCUGUCGAAGGGAUGGCCGUGGGAGUGGUUCUCAAGACAGGGGACGCUACGAUGAUGGGUCAAAUUGCCGCGCUGGCCACCGUCAUCACACCCCAGAAGACGCCACUCGCCAAGGAGAUCGACCACUUCAUCUCCAUCAUCACCGUUGUGUCCGUCGUCCAGGGCGUCGCUCUUCUCAUAAUGGCGAUGGUGAUGGGUUAUGCAUGGCUGGACGCCUUCGUGUUCCUGGUCGGAAUCUUCGUCGCAAACAUCCCCGAAGGCCUACUCGUCACUGUGGCCGUCUGUCUAUCCCUGGCGGCUAAACGCAUGGCCCUCGAGAACUGCCUCAUCAAAAACCUGGAGGCCGUCGAAACUCUCGGGUCCAUAUCCGUCAUCUGCACCGACAAAACUGGAACGCUCACCCAGAAUCGCAUGACAGUGGCGCACCUGUGGGUUGAUAUGCAGGUCGAAACGGUGGACUUCUCGGACAUCUACACAGCGCCUGUCAUCGAGGACCUGCCCAAGAGUGUGAGGGUUCUAGCUCGCACUGCCACCCUAUGCACCAACGCCGUGUUCAAGGAUGGGGAUGAGGUGCCGGUGAUGCGACGAGGGGUGAUAGGCGACGGUUCAGAGGCAGCCCUGAUCAAGUGGGUGGAAAUGGCGUUUGGGACUUUGGAUGAGAUUCGGGGGUCGUAUGAGAAGGUGUGUGAGGUUGCGUUCACAUCGUUCAACCGUUAUCAUCUCUGCAUCUAUCGAGUCGCCAACCGGAAGAACGCGCAUUUUCUACUCGUGAUGAAGGGCGCGCCAGAGGUCAUAUUCGAGGCCUGCACGACCGUUCUGCUUCACGGCGAGGAGAAACGCAUCAACGACCACUUCCGCGACGCCUUUGAAACCACACAUGAGACACUAGGAGGUUUCGGCGAGAGAGUCCUAGGCUUCUGUGACUAUUACCUACCAUCCAAACACUUCCCUUCGACGUACGUUUUCCGUGCCGAGGACAUGAACUUCCCGACUCGCGGUUUUCGUUUCAUCGGCCUCACGUCACUCAUCGAUCCCCCGAGACCCAACGUGCCGGCAGCCAUUACACAGUGCCGUGCCGCAGGGAUACAGAUCGUCAUGGUAACUGGCGACCACCCCAUAACCGCUAAAGCCAUCGCUCGAAAAGUUGGAAUCAUUUCUCCGGACAGCGAAACCGUGGAGGACAUCGCAAGGAGACUCAACAUCCCCAUCGCAAAAGUUGACCCUAAACUGGCCACGGCGGUCGUCCUAUGCGGCAGUGACCUAGCGCGUAUGACCCCAGAGGACUUAGCGAAGGUGCUGUUGGUUCACCGAGAGAUUGUGUUUGCCCGGACGUCCCCGCAGCAGAAGCUCUUGGUGGUCGAAGGCUUCCAGAAACUUGGUACCAUCGUCGCUGUGACCGGAGAUGGGGUGAAUGACGCCCCCGCCCUCAAACAGGCUGAUAUUGGUGUCGCCAUGGGGAUUUCGGGCACGGAGGUCGCCAAGGAAGCUGCUGAUCUGGUCCUAAUAGACGACAACUUCUCGUCCAUCGUCCGAGGCGUAGAAGAGGGGCGGAUCAUCUUCGACAACCUCAAGAAAUCCAUCCUCUACACCCUGACGUCGAAGGUAGCAGAGUUGGCGCCCUUCCUCUUCUUUGUGAUGGCCCGUGCACCGCUGCCCCUCGGAACUGUCACUAUCCUGUGUAUUGAUCUCGGGACUGACUUGCUGCCGGCCAUCUCCUUAGCCUACGAGGAAGCUGAGUCGGACAUUAUGAAGCAGGAACCCCGGGACCCAGUGAAGGACAAGCUCGUCAACUCGAGGCUCCUCUCCAUGGCGUACGGGCAGCUCGGGGUGAUCCAGGCGCUGGCGGGCUUCUUCGCCUACUUCGUGGUCAUGGCGGAGAAUGGCUUCCUGCCCGACAAGCUCCUGGGUUCCCACAAACGAUGGUACUCCAAGACCGUCAACGAUAUGGAGGACUCGUAUGGGCAGGAGUGGAGUUACCACGACAGACAGGCGCUGGAGUACACGUGCCACUCUGCAUUUUUUGUGAGCAUUGUGGUGUUGCAGUGGGCCACCCUCAUCGUCAGCAAGACCAGGCGGAACUCCCUCCUGCGCCAGGGCAUGAGGAACAUGGUGCUCAACUUCUCCCUCUUCUUCGAGACAGCGCUGGCCGCCUUCCUCGUCUACACCCCGGGCAUGGACAAGGCUCUGCACAUCUAUCCCCUGAAGCCUCUGUGGUGGUUUAUCAGUCUUCCGUUCCUGCUGCUGACCCUGGCGUACGACACGGUGAUCACCUACCUCAUCCGACGCUACCCUGGUGGUUGGGUGGAACGUGAGAUGUACUACUAACAAGCCAGGGCUGCAUUUUAAGACACCAUUGCUUCUCACAUCAACUAUUUCUAGAGGUCAAAGAGGGGAUCAAUCUGUUUUUCGUAAGUGUUUUUUAAGGUUCAUGGCACAGAAAAAGGGUCAAAUUACCACCAGGGUCAUAAAACUACCCCUGGAAAGGCCUGCUGCUCCUACGAAAGCCAUGUCAAAUAUGUGAACUUGGGCGACAACAUGUUUUAAAAUACGACCCCCAGUCUCUGCUACCAUCCAAACUAAAGAGGAACCAGACAUAUUUAAAGGAGGAAAGCAGUAUUUAGGAAGAUAUGAGAGCUGGGUAGUGUGUGAGAUGUACCAUUGACAAGCUGAUCUAUGCUACCAUCCAGAAUAAAGAGGAACCAGACAUAUUUAAAGGAGGAAAAGCAGUAUUUAGGAAGAUAUGAGAGCUGGGUAGAGUGUAAGAUGUACCAUUGACAAGCUGAUCUAUGCUACCAUCCAAAAUAAAGAGAAACCAGACAUUUAAAGGAGGAAAAGCAGUAUUUAGGAAGAUAUGAGAGCUGGGUAGAGUGUAAGAUGUACCAUUGACAAGCUGAUCUAUGCUACCAUCCAAAAUAAAGAGGAACCAGACAUAUUUAAAGGAGGAAAAGCAGUAUUUAGGAAGAUAUGAGAGCUGGGUAGAGUGUGAGAUGUACCAUUGACAAGCUGAUCUAUGCUACCAUCCAGAAUAAAGAGGAACCAGACAUAUUUAAAGGAGGAAAGCAGUAUUUAGGAAGAUAUGAGAGCUGGGUAGAGUGUGAGAUGUACCAUUGACAAGCUGAUCUAUGCUACCAUCCAAAAUAAAAAGGAACCAGACAUGUUUAAAGGAGGAAAAGCAGUAUUUUGGAAGAUAUGAGAGUUGAGUGGAGCAGGUUUUACUGUGCAUAUAUAUUUUAAUGGAAGAAGAAGAAAAUGAGAUGUUUGGUUACAAUAGAACAUGUUAACUUAUAAUACAAAAAAUGAUCUACCAAAGGAUUAACUGUGCAUAUAUUUUAAUGGAAGAAGAAGAAGAAGAAAAUAAGUUUGGUUACAAUAGAAGAACAUGUUAACUUAUAAUACAAAAAAUGAUCUACCAAAGGAUUAACUGUGCAUAUAUAUUUUAAUGGAAGAAGAAGAAAA